CUACCACUGUGGAUGGAUCAAGAUUGUUUUUGGUGGGGAGAGAAGCAGCAAGCUGCAUUCGACCAACUAAAAAUCGCCCUCACGUCUCCGCCCGUCCUUCGCAUCUCCGAUCCUGACCGUCCAUACAAAGUUAUCACCGAUGUCAGCGACAUCGCCAUUGGCGCAGUUUUCCUACAGGAUUUCGGCGACGGAUUACAACCGGUCGCCUACGAAUCACGAAAGCUGCAGGGCGCGGAAAUUAACUAUACGGUACACGACAAGGAAAUGCUGGCGAUCGUCCACGCGUUCAAGACCUGGCGGUGCUACCUGACAGGCGCUGACGUCACGGUGGUGACCGACCACAAAUCCCUCCAGUACCUGCGAGCCCAACCGAAUCUCAACCCGCGACAGAUCCGAUGGCUCGAUUUCCUCGAGUCAAAUUUCCCUUACACCAUCACCUACAAACGGGGCGCCAACAAUAUUGCCGAUGCCCUUACUCGACCUACUACCCAUACCGCCGCCAUAAUAUGAAGAGUUCUUAACUGUGUCGAACGGAUGUA
Molecule: messenger RNA, 539 nt
Organism: Closterium sp. NIES-67
Lineage: Eukaryota; Viridiplantae; Streptophyta; Zygnematophyceae; Desmidiales; Closteriaceae
Source: the annotation of a GenBank genome assembly